GAGCGCGGAAUAAGAGAAUACAGAGGUAGUCAAGAAAGGGUCCAUAACCCGACGGUAACUUGGCAGGCUGGGUUACAGAGGUCGGCAGCAGGGUCUAGACAAGCUUCCUUGGCGUUAGAGAACAGGAGGACACAGAAAGCUAAAGUGGGAGUCAGAUAGAGGAAGGAGCUGUAUCCGGAGGUGUGACAGGAAAACACCAACCAGGAGAAAAAGAAAGGAAAAGAGACCGUAGGAAAAGCGGAGGAGGCCUAGGGUUGACACAAGGCGCGCUGCACACAACAGACCCUCGGCGGGGCACUUUGAGUGACAUGCGGGUACCAGGGGAGGAGGGGUUUGUGUGAUUCAGCAGAGGGGCCAGUGCUGUGAGGGAGGUGCAGGCUGGUGUCUUGGAGCUGAAUGUGGCUUUGAUCUUCAGGCAAUCAAACUGUCUUUUGCACCGUUUGUUAUUUUACUGGCAGUCUAUGUGACAGACAAAAAUGGCUUCCGGCUGCAGUGAGCUGGAAUCUGCUAUUGAAGUUUUGGUGAGGAAUUUUUAUGUAUAUGCAGAGAAGAAAGGGAAACAAGACAAGAUGAAUAAGAAGGAAUUUCGCAAGAUGGUAACGCAAGAACUUCAGCAUGUUUUGACGAACACUCAGAACAAAGAAGCAGCCAACAAACUCAUACAGUCGCUGGAUGCUGAUGAGGAUGGAAAGAUCAGCUUUGAUGAAUACUGGACACUGAUAGGAGAGAUCGCAAGGAAGCUUAGUCAGCAGAUGGCUAUGCAAUGUCAAGAGCGUCCAUAGAGACUGGGUGGACAGGGGGACUGUACUUCACGUAACAUUUCAACCUUUCUAAGUUUCCAAAGAGAUAUUUAUUUCCCAGAAUCCAAUUCACAUGGUCUGAUUUUAGGGCAUCUGUAAUAGUAACAAAACAAUUCAGGCGAUUCCCCUCAAUUGUUGAUCUCUUAUGUUGAACUGAGCCAAAGUGAUCAAAUAUUAUGUUGUAUUCUAAAUAGUAACCAUUUUAGACCCGCAGUAUUCUAUAGAGCUGCUGUAUAUAUGUAUUUUGUGCAAUCAGAGUGGAGAAGACAUUUUGUUUUGUUAUAUAUGAAGAGAACAAAACAGCUGUUUUUUGAUAAUGGAGGUAUAGGGAUAACUCAAACAUAAAAUGACUCUGCGUAAAGCUAGAAGUGGUCCAAGAAAUUAGUAACAGUCAACAGGAGCCUUAAUGUCUGAUUUUCAGUGGGUGCUUCUGUGUUGUGGAUGAUAUCUCAAAUGGUCAUCGACAGCAAAAUUCUCACUGGAUGUGGGAUAAAAGAUAAUGGGGAGAACUACGUGGUAGUGUUUUAGGUGCGAUCAAAUGUUAGCAAUGGACACUAGAAACAGAAAGAGAACUCGGACACUGGCAGACACUCUUCUAGUGCCCAUAACAGGACAGGUUUUAUGACAGACCAGAUUUUUUUUUAUAUAAAUGCUACUUUAGAAAACGGUUUAUGUCAAAAUGUAUUAUCAAGAUUUAAAUGUGUGAUGUUUCAACAUCUCCCAAAAGUAGGUUCAAGGAUGGCUGCAGUCAUCAUGGUUUUUAGUUGCUGUGGCACUAUCGGUAGCAGCUUGCGCCCAUACAUUUCAGGUAUCUUACCACUGGAACAGGUUUACAGUCAAGGAUAUGGUUGUAGGAUUGCUUAUUGUUGUUAUAGCUGUGGCCACUACAGAAUAGGAGCACUGCUGUCUCUCUUGUCUGAUUGGGGCUGUGACACUUAUGUUUUACAUUGUUAUUUCACUAUGUUAGUUUAGUAGACACAAUAAUAAAAGAAUAUUGUAUAAUAACUCAAUGGCAAAGAACUUAGUUAAAGGCAAACUUCAAGUAGUCACCCAAGUAAGGAAAUAAAAGACAUGAAAUGGCUUAGGUUUUGUAACCCCUUAAAGGGACAGAAUAGAAGUAUUUUUGCCAUUUAUUUCUAUGAGCAAACAUACACCUUGUAAAAGUUACUAUUGUUUCAGCAGCAUAUGUACAUAUCCAAGUGUGCUUCUUUCAGCUGUUCAGAGUUGGCUUGUAUGAUGCAAACUAAAUCAUCACUGACCACAUACGCUCCGCGGUCACAAUGUUUAACUGAUAGAACACAAGGUAUGUGUGCGUAUACUGCUGAAACAGAAGUCAUUUUAACUAGAAGCGUUUUUUUUAAAUACAAGUAUAUUGCAAAAAUGCUUCUAUUUAUAACUGAAGUUCAGUGAUGCCCAUUUAAGUUUUUAUGUCCUUUAAUGGCAUUUCAGAAAUGAUUCGCUCUUACAGUAUACAGCUUCCAAUUCAUGAUCCCAAUCAGAUUAUAGGUAUCAUCUACACUGAGAAGCAUUGGUGUUACAUCUUUGAUUCAAAUGUUGGUACAGAGUUUAUAAGGUCUUCGAUAUCACACAUUUUUGCGUUUGAGUGAGAAUUUAAACUUUGACUUUAACAUUUUGUUGAACACUAAAUUAACAAAAUCAGGCAUUAUAUACAUACUAGGUCUUAAAAGGACAGUUUACUGUAAAAUUUGUUUCCCCUUAAAUGUGUUUACAAUGACUUGUUAUAAUAACUGCAGAAGUUAAAAUGCUCCUUUAGGUAUAUUUCUUUCCAAUGACAUGGAGAGUCCACAAAUCCAUUCUAAUUACUAGUGGGAAUUCAACUCUUGACCACCAGGAGGAGGCAAAGAACACCCCAGCAGAGCUGCCAAGCACCAAUUCUUCUUCCCAUAAGCCACCAGUCAUUCUUAGCCUUAUACAUCGGGAGGAUGUGCUAAGAUGGUGUCUGAAGAUAUAUAAUCAUUUAAUGGGUACUUUUACCUGCAAGCAAGGAUUUAAACUAUGCUGUGCCCAUGUAUUUAUCUUUAGUAAGAGUAAUGUGGCUUUUAGCAGUUAGAAGAAGACGAGGUGGUCCUUGCUUAACUUCUAACAUCAAUGCUACCCCUUUAUAGAAAACCAGGGUUGGUGUUAGGGUGCCAGGAAUCAGACUGAGACGAGAAGUGCAAAAAUAAUCACACCUUUAUUAAUAGCAAAAUAUAAUAAAAAGUCCACAAGUCAAAUAACAAGCCAGGAAUCAAAACCAGAGCUGAUAGUCAGACGAGCCGAGUCAGGAGCCAAAGCGAAUAGUCAGACGAGCCGGAAUCAGGAACAAGGAAAACAGCAGAGUCAGGAACAAGCCAGGGAUCAGGAACCAGGAAGGACGUCAGGCAGCCAGGUAAUACGCAGGAACUCUCACAAACAGGUCUGAGACAACGCAAAGGCAAAGCAUACUGAACAGAGGCCCUUUAAAUAAUAAGUGAUGACAUCACAAUUCUGAGACUGCAUCCUGUCUCACAUGGAUGAUGCACAACAGUCUGGCCAUAAAAGGAAGUGCAGGAAUUGAGCAGCAUCCCCCACAAUGCACCAUAGUCAGGAAGAGAGGCGAGUAAAAUGGCUGCCAGCAGCACAUGGCAAACACAACAGGGAAAAAACCCUGACAGUUGGUUACUCAGUUUUUCUAUAGGCCCCUGUCAGUAGUUGGUGAUGUCACACCUAAGAAGCUGUUCCCUGCCCUGCAGCUGGAUCCACAGGUAAGUGCUUUCCCUUCUAGGUUAGCACUCUAGGGGUUAAAUCCUCUGGAAUUUUCAUGGGACAUAAAUUAUCUCUCUAUGUGGAGAUAUAUUAAUGAACAGUGGCAUAUAAAUGGGCGCUGCAUCUGCUAUAAGGGGUGUAAUAACUUGAAUUCAGGUUACAAUUUAUAAGUCUGGCAAUGAAAGGGUUAAUAGGACAACAGGGGCAUAUAAAUAUCUGUUAGACUAUUUAUUUAUUGUCAUUAUAAGGGUGAUUCGUACUUUAAGGGUAUGUACUUUCCCUUCAGUUUUUAACGACUGACUAAGUUCAGUUAUAUUGCGCCUUUUUUAACUGUGGCGCAGUUACUUUAAACUGUUACGGUUCUGUGACCGUCCUCCACGCUUCGGCUCCACGACUUUCUCUGUUAGCCGAGUGAAGAACGGAGUGUUUUGCGGGCUGUAUUAGUUGAUAGCUGAUUCGGGUCAGUGAAUCAGAGCUUAGUGAUUGAGUCUUCGAUGCCUCAGCUAGUGGGACAUUCUCUGCUGGUCACCGGAGCGGUAAGUUUUCAGCAAAGCUGAGGGAUAGAGGUGCCAGUAUAUUUUGUAGUAACCUUCUGGGGGAUGUCUUUUUCCUAGCGAUAUUUGCAUUAGUAUAGGCCAAAUAUUGUGUUUGUUUUUUUGUGUAAGAGAAUGUUAAAAUAGUUGGAUCUUAGUUAUUUUUGUUGGGACCAAUUUCCUAACGUUAUGGACCCUGAUGCAAAUUUAAGUGUGUAAUUUAACAAGUGUUUAUAUUGCUUGGAGGCUCAAAUUAUUCCUCCUGUGCAGUUUUGCUCCACAUGGUGCAAUCUACUGCCCUGUUUGUUGUUUUCGCUGGUAAGCGUAAGGGUCAGAAAACCACUUCUUCUACUCUUUCUCUCUGGUUGAGAAGUGUUAUUCGGUUAGCUUAUGAGACAGUUGGACAACAGCCUCCUGAGAGAAUUACCGCUCAUUCCACUAGGGCUGUCUCUUCUUCCUGGGCCUUCAAAAAUUAAGCUUCUGUGGAGCAAAUCUGCAAGACGGCCACAUCGUUGCAUACCUUUUCCAAAUUCUAAAAAUGUGAUACUUUUGCCUCGACUGAGGCUUCUUUUGGGAGGAAAGUUCUUCAAGCGGUGGUGCCUUUUGUUUAGGUCCGCCUGUCUUAUUCUCCCUCCCUGUUCAUUCCGUGUCCUCUAGCUUGGGUAUUGGUUCCCACUAGCAAUUAGAAUAGAUUUGUGAACUCUCCAUGACAUUGGAAUGAAAACAAAAUUGAUACUUCCCUGAUAAAUUCUUUUCUUUCCUUGCAUGGAGAGUCCACAACCCGCCCUUAAUUUGUUUUAAGACGGCUUUUUUGUAUAAACAUCAGGCACCUUUUGUAUCUUCUUCUCUUUUCAUAUUCCUUUGGCUGAAUGACUGCAGGAUUAUGGGAAGUUGGAGUGGUGCUUGGCAACUCUGCUGGGGUGUUCUUUGUCUACUCCUGGUGGCCAGGAGUUGAAUUCCAACUAGUAAUUAGAAUGGAUUUGUGGACUCUCCAUGCCAGGAAUGAAAAUAAUUUAUCAGGUAAGCAUACAUUUUGAUUUUUCUAUAUGAAAUAGCUGUCACUGAUAAUGGAAACCACAUCCCAAUCAAAUGGGCUUAAGUUCAUAUGAACUUAAAUUUUCAGGAUAGGUGGAGCUAGAACAGGCCAAAGCUGCUAUUUCAUAUGACAAAAUAAAGGUGAAUUAGCUAUUUGAAAACAUUUUAACACAUUCCAGCAGUUAAAACAGAUCACUAGGAACACAUGAAUCACAGUACACUGUCCCUUUCAAACUGUGUGUGUUUCAGGAGGUUUAGGACAGGUUUUUACCUUUUUCUAGUUCAUUUUCAGAGCAGACAGGCAAACACUUUUGUUACAUUUUAUUGUAAACAGUGGAAGAAAAGAAUAUAAACCACCACUUUUUUUCCAACGCUAUACGCAACACACAUUCUCCAGACAACAGUGGAACUGUUCCACAACUCUUUUCUCAAUUUAAAUCUGAAGGGGUAGCCGGCUAGAUCCUAAGAUUAAAACGCAAUUGUAAAAGAAAUGCAAAUGGUCUGAACAAAUUAUACACAAUGUUAAGCAAUUUCAUAUUAUUUGUUAAGAGAUAUUAAUUUCUUUAAUAUAUGCACCAAAAUAUUAAAGUAAUGUAAAAUUUGUGUUUAGCAAAAUGUGUAUUGUUUUUACAGUCCAUGAACAUACUCCCUGAAAACCUUUUUUCUCUUUUUGCUUAGAACACUUAUGGACAAAUAGAAAUCGGUUACAGAGCUGAUCAAGCAAUCACUGUGUAGUGUGUAAGAUAAUUAGGGCACUGAAUUUCUUGAAAAACACUUCAGUGUCUUUAAUGUACCUUUAUAUAAUCUUGAUGGCAAUGUUCGGAUAAUGACAUAAAGGAAAUUUGCGCUAAGGAUCCAGAUAAUGCUAAUGGAAAAGAGACUUAAACAACCUCCUAUCAAAGACAAAGCAACUGGCGUUAUUGAAUCAUCCAUUUGCCAUGAUCCUUUCUAGAAAAAGAACAAUAAAGUAUUUAAACAUGUAUGACCUUUAAAGGGAUAGUAAAGUGUAAAUUAAACUUUCAUGAUUCAGAUAGGGAAUGUCAUUUUAAACAACUUUCUAAUGUACUUUUAUCACUAAAUUUGCUUUGUUCUCUUGUUAUUCUUAGUUGAAAGCUAAACCUAGGUAGGGCCAUAUGCUAAUUUCUAAGCCCUUGAAGGCCGUCUCUACUCUGAAUGCAUUUGAUAGUUUUUCACAGCUAGAAGGCGUUAAUGUGUUUCAUAUAAAUAACAUUGUGCUCACGCACGUGAAGUUAUUUGAGUCAGCACUUAUUGCCUGAAAUGCAAGUCUGUCAAACGAUCUGAGAUAAGGAGGCAGUCAGCAGAAGCUUAGAUACAAGGUAAUUACAGAGGUAAAACGUAUAUUUCUAUAACAGUGUUAGUUAUGCAAAACUGGGGAAUGGUAAAUCAAGGGAUUAUCUAUCUUUUUAAACAAUAACAUUUUUGGUGUUUACUAUCCCUUUAAGAUUUAUCCAGGCUGUAUGUUUAAAGUAUUGAAUAUAGAAGGUUCCUGACUGAGAAUUUCUUUCCUGACCGUUUCUUAUUUUGAAAAUCCAAUGUCCAUACAUAUGCAUAAAACUUUUACUUCCAAUA
Molecule: messenger RNA, 6703 nt
Organism: Bombina bombina (fire-bellied toad)
Lineage: Eukaryota; Metazoa; Chordata; Amphibia; Anura; Bombinatoridae
Gene: S100A16
Product: S100 calcium binding protein A16
Exons: 3
Coding region: 477-782 (101 amino acids)
Cellular component (GO): perinuclear region of cytoplasm
Molecular function (GO): calcium ion binding; transition metal ion binding
Source: RefSeq, a predicted model, not a curated record